Messenger RNA from Ilex paraguariensis (yerba mate), 1267 nucleotides. The record is from the annotation of a GenBank genome assembly. Lineage: Eukaryota; Viridiplantae; Streptophyta; Magnoliopsida; Aquifoliales; Aquifoliaceae.
CACUCCUCUCUAGUACUUGUACUAAGGUCAUAGUUAUGGCUUCAUUUUCUUCUUCUGCUAAGGUCAUUGUCACUUUGGCUUUCCUUGUGCUCUUCAUUGGCAGCUCCUCCGCUCAACUUUCGACUAAUUUUUACUCCCAGUCUUGUCCGAGGCUUUUCCCCACUGUGAAAUCUGCUGUGCAAUCCGCAAUAUCAAAAGAAGCACGGAUUGGCGCCUCUAUUCUGCGCUUAUUUUUUCACGAUUGUUUUGUUAAUGGUUGCGAUGGAUCACUCCUCCUCGACGACACAUCUUCUUUUACAGGAGAAAAGAGGGCAGGUCCAAAUGUCAAUUCUGCUCGAGGAUUUGAUGUGGUUGACAACAUAAAGUCUGCGGUAGAGAAUGUGUGCCCCGGUGUGGUCUCUUGUGCUGAUAUAUUGGCUAUUGCUACCAGAGAUUCUGUUGUUACUCUUGGAGGGCCUAGUUGGAAUGUAAAACUUGGAAGAAGAGAUGCCAGAACAGCAAGCCAGGCUGCUGCCAAUAGAAGCAUUCCGCCUCCAACUUCUAAUUUGAAUGCCCUCAUUUCUAGUUUCAGUGCCGUUGGCCUUUCCACCAGGGACAUGGUUGCCUUAUCUGGUUCUCACACAAUUGGACAAGCAAGGUGCACUAAUUUCAGAGCUCGCAUAUAUAACGAAACCAACUUGGACAGUUCAUUAGCUCAAACAAGGCAAGGCAACUGCCCAAGGAUCGCUGGCUCAGGUGACAACAAUUUGGCACCUCUAGACCUCCAAACUCCUACUACUUUCGAGAAUAACUAUUACAAGAACCUUGUCAACCAACGGGGACUACUUCACUCCGAUCAGCAACUCUUUAACGGUGGAUCGACCGAUUCACUUGUGAGGACAUACAGCAGCAAUCCAAGCACCUUCAAUUCUGAUUUUGUUGCGGCCAUGAUCAAGAUGGGAGAUAUUAAGCCUCUCACUGGAUCAAAUGGAGAAAUAAGGAAGAAUUGUAGGAGGAGGAAUUAAAAGGUCAUGUUUUUGCUUUCUACUGCAGGAAGCAAGUGUGUUUUAAUUUUAAAUGCUUUGUUUGCAAUUUUUUCCUUUUUUUUUUUUGGGAGGUGGCAUUGUCAUGACCAUGUCAAAGGAUUGCUCAUUGAAUAGGGCAAAUGUGUACUUGAUUAGAGUUGUAGAUUUUCCAAGUAAAUCUUAGUUAGAUUUUCUUGGAAAAUCCUAAAUAAAUACCCCUUUUUAUUCUAGAUAUAUGCCAGUUUAGGCUUUUUCUUUUUUCC